GUCCCCUGUUGAUUUGCAUAACAGAGACGAGAGAACCAGUGAGUGACAAAUAACGGAAGGGGAAGAAGAGGAAAAUGAGCAGCCAUUGCUUGGAUCUCUCUGCGAAUUGUUCAUCCCUUUUCGCCUCUCCGAGAUCGAGUUCGUCUCUUUCUCCGUCAAGACUCUCCAAUUUUCGGUUCUUCUUUCGCUCUGGCAAGAAUUCCAGGGGGAGAUCGAGGCUAUGCUCUGCCUGUCCUCACUCGUGUGUGCAUCCAUGGCGGUCGGGGUCCAUCAACAAAGUCCUCAACUCCGUCCGACCCGUUUCGGCGCUGGGCGACUCGGGGCAAGUUUAUUCUGCGGAGAAAGUCGGGAAGAGGACCGAUCUGAAGAAGAUUCUAAUCCUCGGCGCCGGUCCGAUCGUGAUCGGACAAGCAUGCGAGUUCGAUUAUUCAGGAACCCAAGCUUGUAAAGCCCUGAGAGAAGAAGGGUACGACGUUAUCUUGAUCAACUCGAACCCGGCAACAAUCAUGACCGACCCGGAAACUGCCGACCGGACAUACAUAGCUCCGAUGACGCCGGAGCUCGUCGAGCAGGUAAUUGAGAAGGAGCGUCCGGACGCUCUGUUGCCCACCAUGGGAGGCCAAACCGCCUUGAACCUCGCCGUCGCACUCGCCGAGAGUGGAGUGCUCGAUAAAUACGGGGUCGAACUGAUCGGAGCUAAGCUUGACGCAAUCAAGAAGGCCGAGGAUCGGGAUUUGUUCAAGCAGGCGAUGAAGAGCAUCGGGCUCAAGACACCUCCUUCGGGUAUUGGAAACACUCUCGAUGAAUGUUUCGACAUUGCAGAGAGAAUAGGUGAGUUCCCUUUGAUUAUCCGCCCUGCGUUUACUCUAGGAGGCACAGGUGGUGGAAUUGCGUACAAUAGAGAGGAGUUCGAGUCGAUAUGUAAAGCUGGUUUGGCUGCGAGUUUGACAAGUCAGAUUCUUGUGGAGAAAUCUUUACUGGGUUGGAAAGAGUAUGAGCUUGAGGUGAUGAGAGAUUUAGCUGACAAUGUUGUGAUCAUAUGUUCUAUUGAGAAUAUCGAUCCAAUGGGCGUGCACACGGGUGAUUCCAUCACUGUGGCGCCUGCACAAACCCUAACCGAUAAGGAGUACCAGCGGCUUAGGGAUUACGCCAUUGCGAUUAUUAGAGAGAUUGGUGUGGAGUGUGGUGGGUCUAAUGUGCAGUUUGCAGUGAACCCUGUUGAUGGUGAGGUUAUGAUCAUUGAAAUGAACCCUAGGGUUUCCAGGUCUUCAGCUCUCGCCUCUAAGGCUACAGGGUUUCCCAUUGCGAAAAUGGCAGCCAAGUUGUCUGUCGGGUAUUCUCUGGAUCAGAUUCCAAAUGAUAUCACGAAGAAAACACCCGCUAGCUUUGAACCCUCCAUUGAUUAUGUGGUGACAAAGAUUCCUAGGUUUGCAUUUGAGAAGUUCCCCGGAUCUCAGCCUCUGCUAACUACUCAGAUGAAAUCUGUCGGGGAAGCCAUGGCUCUCGGCCGGACGUUCCAAGAAUCUUUCCAGAAAGCUCUGAGAUCGCUGGAAUGUGGGUACUCGGGUUGGGGCUGUGGAAAAGUUAAAGAAUUGAAUUGGGACUGGGAACAACUAAAAUACAGCCUCAGAGUCCCAAAUCCAGACAGGAUCCAUGCAAUAUAUGCUGCGAUGAAGAAGGGUAUGAAAGUCGAUGAAAUCCAUGAGUUGAGCCUCGUGGACAAAUGGUUCCUAACACAACUGAAGGAGCUUAUAGACGUGGAACAGUAUCUUAUGUCCUGGCCCUUGUCUGAGAUCACGAAAGAAGACCUUUACGAAGUGAAAAAACGAGGUUUCAGCGAUAAGCAAAUCGCUUAUGCGACAAAGACGACCGAGAAAGAGGUUCGUACGAAGCGUGUUUCUUUAGGAGUUGUUCCUUCUUACAAAAGGGUCGAUACUUGUGCUGCUGAGUUCGAGGCCCAUACUCCUUACAUGUACUCUUCAUAUGAUUAUGAAUGUGAAUCCGCUCCAAAGAACCAGAAGAAAGUUUUGAUUUUGGGCGGAGGUCCGAACCGUAUUGGUCAGGGGAUUGAAUUUGAUUAUUGUUGCUGCCACACAUCUUUCGCCUUACAGGAUGCUGAAUACGAGACCAUAAUGAUGAAUUCAAAUCCUGAGACGGUAUCUACAGAUUACGAUACGAGUGAUAGGCUCUACUUUGAGCCCCUAACGGUUGAAGACGUCCUGAACAUUAUUGACGUUGAGAAACCCGAUGGCAUCAUCGUGCAGUUUGGUGGGCAAACACCUCUGAAGCUGGCUCUUCCGAUCAAACGUUAUUUAGACGAACACAUGCCCAUGAGCUCGAGUGGAGCAGGACCAGUUCGUAUCUGGGGCACGUCACCGGACUCCAUUGAUGCGGCUGAAGACAGAGAGAAGUUCAAUAUUAUGCUUAAUGAUCUGAGAAUCGAGCAGCCGAAAGGCGGAAUUGCAAAGAGCGAAGCUGAUGCUCUCGCCAUCGCGAAGGAUAUAGGUUACCCGGUUGUUGUGCGGCCUUCUUACGUUUUGGGUGGACGGGCUAUGGAGAUUGUGUACGACGAUGCUAAGCUCAUAACGUAUUUGGAGAAUGCAGUUGAAGUUGAUCCAGACCGACCCGUUUUGAUCGACAAGUAUCUGUCCGAUGCCAUCGAGAUCGACGUUGAUUGCCUUGCUGAUUCCUAUGGAAAUGUCGUUAUCGGUGGGAUAAUGGAGCAUAUUGAGCAGGCGGGCGUUCAUUCGGGUGAUUCCGCUUGUAUGCUUCCCACACAAACGAUCCCGUCUUCUUGCCUGCAAACCAUAAGGUCGUGGACCACGAAGCUGGCGAAGAAGCUGAACGUAUGCGGGCUCAUGAAUUGUCAAUACGCGAUCACGACCUCUGGGGACGUUUUCUUGCUUGAAGCCAAUCCCCGUGCUUCCCGUACCGUCCCGUUUGUCUCGAAAGCCAUUGGCCACCCUCUUGCCAAGUACGCGGCCCUGGUAAUGUCGGGAAAAUCGCUCCAAGACCUGAACUUUACGGAAGAGGUAAUCCCGAGGCAUAUAUCCGUGAAAGAAGCUGUAUUCCCGUUUGAGAAGUUCCAAGGCUGCGACGUGAUACUCGGCCCGGAGAUGAGAAGCACUGGAGAAGUAAUGAGCAUCAGCAACAAGUUCUCGAGCGCUUUCGCCAUGGCGCAGAUCGCAGCGGGACAGAAGCUACCCUUAUCGGGAACCGUCUUCCUCAGCUUAAAUGAUCUGACAAAACCCCACCUCGGGAGAAUCGCAAAGUCCUUCACCGAGCUCGGGUUCAAGAUCGUGGGGACUUCAGGGACAGCUCAUUUCCUCGAACUGGAAGGAGUUUCGGUGGAGAGGGUCUUGAAGAUGCACGAGGGGAGGCCGCAUGCUGGGGACAUGGUGGCUAACGGGCAGAUCCACGUGAUGGUGAUCACGAGCUCGGGAGACGCUCUGGAUCAGAAAGACGGGCGGCAGCUGAGACGGAUGGCUCUGGCAUACAAGGUGCCGGUCAUAACCACGGUGGCUGGGGCCUUGGCCACGGCUGAAGCCAUCAAGAGCCUGAAGUCGAGUGCCAUCCAAAUGAUUGCCCUCCAGGACUUUUUCGAGGUCGAGGGAAGGGCUUCUUCUUCAGCUGCCGUCCGACAAGGAUCUUCUGUCUGAACCCAUCUGACGAGGAUUCUAUCGAGGGCCCCACUUGAAGCUCUGUGAACUCAGGUAUUAAUUACAAUACACAGUAACACAGCUUCUACGCCCUCUCUUCUCCGAUUCUCCGUUGUCUGUUUUUGUCGUUAGAAUCUAUGUUUUGACGGUUCAUUCUUUGUUGAAUCUCUCUCUCCAUAUAUAUAUAUGUAUGAGGAUCAUUUCAUAUA
Tarenaya hassleriana is the source of this 3868-nucleotide messenger RNA. RefSeq names its product carbamoyl-phosphate synthase large chain, chloroplastic-like. NCBI's taxonomy places the organism in Eukaryota, Viridiplantae, Streptophyta, Magnoliopsida, Brassicales, Cleomaceae. The coding region runs from base 75 to 3659 and encodes 1194 amino acids. Gene Ontology annotation, cellular component: cytoplasm. Gene Ontology annotation, biological process: L-glutamine metabolic process. The transcript has 5 exons. Gene Ontology annotation, molecular function: metal ion binding; ATP binding. The record is from RefSeq and is a predicted model, not a curated record.